This is a messenger RNA of Anguilla rostrata (American eel), 2991 nucleotides long. RefSeq names its product src kinase associated phosphoprotein 2 (gene skap2). Gene Ontology annotation, cellular component: cytoplasm; plasma membrane. The record is from RefSeq and is a predicted model, not a curated record. NCBI's taxonomy places the organism in Eukaryota, Metazoa, Chordata, Actinopteri, Anguilliformes, Anguillidae. The coding region runs from base 86 to 1153 and encodes 355 amino acids. Gene Ontology annotation, molecular function: protein binding. The transcript is spliced from 13 exons.
CUUCCGUAUCACACGAUAGGCUAUAACCUAACUUCCGUGUUACGCUGGCUGAAUACAGGAGCAACGCGUACAAGUGCACACCACCAUGCAGCCGAUUCCUGAAGAUUUAACUGCUCUCAUAUCAGAUUUGGAGUCUUUUUUGUCCGAUGGUCUGAAAGGAGAGAGUUUGAGCAAGAAGGCGAAAGAAAAGAGAGAUUUAUUUCUGAAACGGAUUAAAGAGGCCAAAUUAAGUUACCCUCAUGACUUCAAGGAAAAACGAGACACAGAGGAGUCAGACGAGGUGGAUGAAGGGGACAGCAACAAUGAUGGGGGGUCACUGCAUUCAGAGCGCACAGACAAGGAUGAGGAUGCCCCUUAUGAUGGUGUUCAACAAUCUCCGCCCAUACCUGCCCAAGACCUUGCAUCUGUCUUCAAGGCCGGAUACUUGGAGAAGCGUAGGAAAGAUCACAGCUUCUUUGGACCGGAAUGGCAGAAGAGGUGGUGUGCCCUUAGCAACCGAACAUUCUAUUACUAUGGGAGUGAGAAAGAUAAACAGCAAAAGGGGGAGUUCAGCAUUGACGGUUAUACUGUGAAAUUGAGCAGCACAUUGCGUAAAGAUGCUAAGAAGGAUUGCUGCUUUGAGAUCUCCGCUCCAGACAAGCGUGUAUACCAGUUCGCGGCUGCCUCGCAGAAAGACGCAGAGGAGUGGGUGGAGCAGAUCCGCUUUGUUCUGAGAGACAUGGAGUCGGGGAUUAUCCUUGAGGAUAUGGAUGAGGAUGACCAGGAGACGUACGACGACGUCGGUGUUCCUGAGGAGCGCAACUCGUCCCCCACCGCUGCCCCUGGCCCUGCACACGCGGACGCCAUCGAUGAUGACAUCUACGAGGAGCUCCCAGACGAAGAGCUGCCUAAUCCUCCAAAGACAACAGUGGAGACGCUGAGCAAACCCCCCUCUCCCGCUGUGACAGUAAACAAGAGCACGGACUACAAGAACUACUACCAGGGAAAGUGGGACUGCAGCGGAGAUCAGCCUGACGAGCUGACGUUCAAACGUGGGGACGCCAUCUACAUUCUGAGCAAGGAGUACCAGAACUUCGGCUGGUGGGUUGGCGAGAUGAACGGCUCUGUCGGCAUCGUGCCCAAAGACUACCUCAUGGAGAUGUACGCCAUGUGAGAGACGUGAGGACCAUCUGGAUCCCUUCCUGUGUUUGAACUGCUGGUAAAUGGAUUUUGGAGAUCAGGAUGGUACAGAUCUGUGUUUUAUCAUAUCUUAUGUGCCUUCUGUCCAACAAGGAGCAAAAGAGUUUGAAUUUCUCUGAAGCUGUGCACCACUUGUUUUCUAAUGACCCAAAAUAUACAUGAUGAUGUGAAUUAUAUCAGUUCAACAAAAACAUAUCUUUGUCAGAUACUUUCAAGGUGAUUUCACCAAUAUAUGUCAGGUAUUACACAAGAAUGAUUGUCAAUAAAUUCAAAUCUUAAUUUAUUUGCUAUUCCUGCUUUGUGGAUUGUACUGUACAUGUUCUCCCUGCCAUUGCUUUUCUGAUAUAUGAAUUCUGUGAAUUAUCUGCUAGUACAAAGCAGCUAGAGGUUAGACAGUGGGGUGUAUCACAGCUUGAGAAAGUUACUGGUUUAUAGGUGUUGGCAGCUUGGGUAAGAGUUUUGUGAACUAUUCUUAGGGUUCUGGCCUCCUCUUGACAUGAUGUCAAAGAUAGCCACUAGAUGGCAGCAAAUGUCCAGCGCAGUUCUUUGUGAGUUUCAGUGCUAGGUUGACUACUGAUUUACUCUUUCACGUCUACAUGAUUUCUAAAUAAAUGUGCUUUUUUUGCCAAGCUGUCAUGUGUUUUUAAUUAACAAUUACUACUUAAUUUGGCAUUCUGGUGUCAUUUCCUUGCUGACAGCAUUUUCUUGUAGUAUUUGUAACUGGUCAGAUCUCAACAAGCAGAGUGUUAUUUACGACAUUUACAGUUUAUAUUUGCUAUAAUAACAUGUAGGAUUUCAAACUGGAUGCCAUCUAAAUAUGCUACAGAAUUUACUUCAUACUGUCGCAUACCAGCAUUCGAUAAAAAUCAAGGAGCACUAUGUCUGUUUUGGCUGUCCCUGGAAAAGAUAAUCAUUUGUGAAUCAAUCAAUUUAAUGCAUUCGUAAUUCCCUUAGCUGAAUUAUACUUUAGGUACUAACUGUGUGAGAAUCAAACAGUAAUGUAGUUAUGCAAUUAAAAUGGCAGAAGUAUUCCAAAUCUCACAGUGCUGAACAAAACAUUGUUUACUGUUUAAUCAUUUUGUUGAUGAAUGAUCCCUCAAUUAAGUGGAUGUUUCUUCACUGUAAAUGGAGGAGAUUAUGCUGAUUAUGAUUAUGAUAAAGAAUGUCUUCCUUUCAUCUGGUUACUCUUCUUAAAAACUGAAUCUGCUCCCCUGCUUAUGUUUUAGGUUCAAGUGAAGUUUAAAUGUCUGCUAACCAUUCGGAUUGUAGCCACCUGAAAGUUAGGCAAUUUAAGUAAUCUAGUGUGUUUUAUAAGCGGAGCGUUGACUGUGGUAAUUAAUCAAAACAUGAUGAAGUACGUGACUGCGGUGCCUUUUGGCCCAGAGGCGGACAUGAGAUGAGAUAAAAGACAUGGAUGGAAAGGAUGCGUGUAAAUGCAGAGGUAUGAAGAGUGGAAAUGUAUGUUUUUUUUUUGUUUUUGUUUUUCUCAGAUGCCUGUGUGUGUGGCAUCUUUCUUCAUGCUGUUGCUUCUCUGUGCUAACAGGAUAUGUUUGCCUUAAACUGGCAUACUGCAUCACACAAACAGGAUUUCUCUUACUCUGAGGGUGAAGGAAUGCCACAUUUCUCUGCAAAUAUGUAGCUACUGCAGAUGAGUCGUUGAGCUCAGUAAUUAAUCAUAUUGUGUGGAAGGCUGUUUGUGUAUUGGACCAUACGGUCAUAGAACACAUGCUAUGUUGCAAAUGUUCAUGAAUACUUGUGUGUGCUCAGCCAAAGAAAUUAUAAUUAAAAAACGCAUUGCGUUUAGAUAUUUGA